Molecule: messenger RNA, 1064 nt
Organism: Hibiscus syriacus
Lineage: Eukaryota; Viridiplantae; Streptophyta; Magnoliopsida; Malvales; Malvaceae
Product: E3 ubiquitin-protein ligase BOI-like
Exons: 4
Coding region: 225-1052 (275 amino acids)
Biological process (GO): regulation of programmed cell death
Molecular function (GO): ubiquitin-protein transferase activity
Source: RefSeq, a predicted model, not a curated record
CCCAUGUUUUACUAAUUAAAAAAAAAUUGGAAAGUCUUUUUUUGACUUUCUCUCUCACUAUUAAGAACCAUACCAUAAUAAAUCUGUUGCUGCUUCAUCCAUCUCUCUCUCCCCUCCAAUACCAAAGAAGUCUCCUUUUAUCUCUCUCUCUCCCUUUCCCUUCUCCAACUUUCACUUUAUAUAUCAUUCUCAAACAACAAAGACUUAAGCAAACGCAGAAUCAAAUGGCAGUCAAAGCUCCGAAUAUGAAUCUUUUUCCUCCUCUGUUCAUCCCCAACGGAGAUUUUAUUAAAGUUAAUCAAGGGAGUGGGAAUAUAUACAAUACCCAGAUGAAAACUUCAAUCAACAAAGCUGAUAGUGGGGUUACGUAUAACAUGAAUAUCCCAGUUUCGGCUCAGAGGAAAAGGCCAAGAGAUGAAUCGUACACAGUUCCUCGAAAGAACAAUUUUUCUGGCGUUUUCUCUCAGAUCCAGCAACAACAGCAACAAGAAAUCGACCGUUUGAUUGCUCAACAUAUAGAGAAGGUGAGUGUGGAGGUUGAAGAAAGGAGGAAGAAACAAUCGAGAAUGUUUAUGACGGCGAUCCAAGAAGGUGUUAUGAAGAAACUGAAGGAGAAAGAUGAUGAGAUUCAAAGAAUGGGGAAACUGAACUGGGUUCUUCAAGAAAGGGUGAAAAGCCUCAGUUUGGAGAACCAACUAUGGCGGGACCUGGCUCAAACGACCGCAGCCACCGCCAAUUCUCUGCGCACCAAUCUAGAACAGGUCCUCGCCCAGGUCGGCGAAGAACGCCACGCGAAUGGCGGAGGGUCGGCUGCUGAUGCAGAGUCUAGCUGCGGAAGCAGCGACGAAGGGUGGCGCAGGGUGCUGGCAGUGGAGCAGCCGCAAGAGCAGGCGACGGGGAAGUGCAGAAAGUGCGGGGAGAAGGAGUCGAGUGUGGUGUUGCUGCCAUGCCGGCAUCUUUGUCUGUGUGCAAUGUGCGGGUCCACUCGGGUAGCCGGUUGCCCUGUUUGUGACUCUGCCACCAAUGCUAGUGUUCAUGUUAACAUGUCUUGAAACAAAUUUUCU